AUGGCGAUGGGGAGACUGCCAUUCCCGAUGCUGACAAGGAUGAACUACGCGGCGUGGGCGUUGCAGAUGAAGUACCUCUUACGAACUAACAGCGUAUGGAGCGUCGUUGAUCGUGAUGAGAAGGCUACCGAUGCCAUGAAUGUGAGCCAGAACCAGCUAGCCUUGUCGAUCAUCUUCCAGUCGGUUGACGACGAGACGCUAUUGCGAGUUUUGGAGAAGGAGACCGCCCGUGAUGUGUGGGCGGCGCUGCGCUCCAUGCAUGUGGGCGUCGAGCGUGUCCAAGAGGCAAGUGUCCAAUCCUUGCGAGCUGAUCUUGAUAAUCUCAAGAUGAGUGAUGCAAAAUCUGUGGAUGAUUAUGCUGAGAAGUUCAUGAUGCUAGUUGGGCAUAUCCGUGAGCUCGGAGAUGCAGUGGAGGAGAAGUAUGUUGUGAAGAAGCUGUUGCGAUCUAUCUCCACCAAGUUCAUCAAUGUUGCUUCGGCGAUGGUGUUGUCCGGAGACAUCAACAAGAUGGCCUUAGAGGAGGCUGUUGGGUCAUUGAAGGCUCAUGAAGAACUGCUCAAGGGGCACAAUGUCCGAUCUGGAGAGCAACUCCUCAUGGCAAGAGGAAAAUACUUGACGCGAGGUCGAGGUCAUGCUCAAGGUAGCAGUGAAGGACGCAAGGGCAAAAACAAGGUAAAAUGUUACAAUUGUUAG
Molecule: messenger RNA, 693 nt
Organism: Setaria italica (foxtail millet)
Lineage: Eukaryota; Viridiplantae; Streptophyta; Magnoliopsida; Poales; Poaceae
Exons: 1
Coding region: 1-693 (230 amino acids)
Source: RefSeq, a predicted model, not a curated record